Molecule: messenger RNA, 990 nt
Organism: Eucalyptus grandis
Lineage: Eukaryota; Viridiplantae; Streptophyta; Magnoliopsida; Myrtales; Myrtaceae
Exons: 5
Coding region: 46-765 (239 amino acids)
Source: RefSeq, a predicted model, not a curated record
UCCCCAAGCGCCUACCGACGGCGGAGCGCGCAGAGAGACAGAGAGAUGGUGGGCAAAGGGAGGCGGCGGAGAGAGAAGAACUACAGGGCGGCGCACGGCGGCGGCACCGCCCUCCCUCCUCCGCCCGACCCGUCCCAGGUCGACGCCCUGCCUUCGAAGCUGCGCAAGCUCAUCUCCUUCGCUUCCUCCCCUCAACCUCCACCUCCCCAAGAUGCCGCAAAGGAUUCGCAAGACAGUAAAACCCACAAGAGGAGCGAGUCGGGAGACGAUAAAAAACCCUCUUGGAAGGGUGGGCUUGACUCAAAAGCUACUACAAGUGAAGUAGGAGUUGGUGACGAACAGUUGACUAAACCUUGGAAUGACAGCGAUGAAAUCAGUCAGAAGAAUGCAGGUAAAAAGAGAAAGAGGAAAGGAAAGAGAGGGCAACCUGAAGAUCUUCGAUUUCAAGCAGUGGAGGGAUCAAGCACUGGUUCUAGAAGGAAGGAACGAAAGAAAAUGUAUAGAGAAUCAAGAAAAAAGAAACACAAGAAGGCCACUGAUAAGGAUGACAUAGACUUUCCUGGACACGAGAAGGUCAAAUUUGGAGACAUUGUUAAAGCUCCGCCCAAAUUGGCCGUGAUCCCUAAGGCAUUGAAGAACCCACAAAAUGCAUCCCAACAGCGACUUCGUUUACAGGCCAUUGAGGCGUACAGAAAUCGCAGAGGAUGGGCAUCCCAGCCCAGCAACCAACUUCCUUCGACACUAGGCUCUACACUACCAAUGUGACCGUCUUUGAGGACUAUAUUUUGGCCAUAUGUUUUGGGAUGAUUUAUGAUGGUAUUCUGUAUUUUUCCUUUUUGAUUACUAUAGUGUUAGUUUUGAGAUAUCUAGUUGUUGUCAUAGGAUGUCUAGUUUCUUUUAUCAUAGGAGGAACCAUUCUUCUUUCCCUUAUUUUGUAGACAUUUAACCAGGCGCUUUGGUUAUACAUAACAGAAAAAUUUGUUCUUAGUA